This is a messenger RNA of Oxyura jamaicensis (ruddy duck), 7589 nucleotides long. RefSeq names its product solute carrier family 26 member 1 (gene SLC26A1). Gene Ontology annotation, molecular function: bicarbonate transmembrane transporter activity; secondary active sulfate transmembrane transporter activity; chloride transmembrane transporter activity. NCBI's taxonomy places the organism in Eukaryota, Metazoa, Chordata, Aves, Anseriformes, Anatidae. Gene Ontology annotation, cellular component: membrane. The record is from RefSeq and is a predicted model, not a curated record. The coding region runs from base 2001 to 4142 and encodes 713 amino acids. The transcript has 4 exons. Gene Ontology annotation, biological process: transmembrane transport.
AUGAAAAGAGCGCUGAUUCUAGGGAAUAUUCACUGGAAAGAUGUAGGCACAGUCACUGAUAAACUCUGUCAGUUCAACCUUUUGCUGCUACCAGCUUCUCCAGAAGGAACCGUCUUCAGAAGUAACAGUCUUACUUCUUCAGCCAGGAAAGCAGUCUGUGAAGUGACAGUGAGUCACAUAAGCUGUGGGCACAGCAUCUUCAAGAUGAAGGUCAAGAGUUCUGGACAGGCUAUGUCAGCAAGUUUGUCUUUUCCAAGAGGGCAGCUUGCUCCCCUCCAAGUCCUUCUUACAGCACAAAAUAAUCCUGCUUCCUUGUUUUUCACUUGACUUUUGGCAGCUAUGAGGAGUGAAAUGGAGACAGUUUAAAGUUCAGGCUGUUACAAAGACCUUGUUUGCUCCAAAACCACCAACUGUCUACAUGAGAUUCUUGUUCUGCUAAGUACUUUAAAACCUUCUGACCUUAGAGGCAGGUCCUACGGGACUGUGAGUAGUAUGGAAAUGAUACCCCAGAGUAUAUGAAGGGCAGAGUAUUUCAUUAGCACUCACCUUUCCAGAGGCUGCCUUCUCAGCAGUUAUUGCUCCAGGUUUCGUCAACAUCAACCAAAAAAACUACUAAAUUGAUACCUCAGGUUUAAGCACAAGAUCAUUAAUGAAUAACUACGAAAUCAGCAGGCUCCUGGGUUAUUAAUAAACAACACUCCCCUUCUGAACCCAGUUAGAAGCUGGCAGUAUGGUACUCAUUCACAUCAGAGCUGCUUCUACCAUGCUCUUGCUCCACUUGCUCUAGCUUUCUACGGUCAUUACAGGUAUGGUAGUUGGCCCUCUUCUGUGAAGUCUUUGUAUCCCCAAAUGACCACGAUCACUCGACCUUUUGCAGAUUCACAAACACUGUUUCUUCGUCCCUAGCAGUCCCUAUGCAAACCACAGCCUGUGCUUUUCACAGGCCUUACAGAACAAAAAGCCUUAUUAAGGCAAUUUUUCAGAGCUGCAAGAUCAAAUAUUACUAAAUAAUAAUAAUAUUACUAGCUAAAGAACUGGUGUAUUUUAUCACUUCCAGUUUUAUUUGUUAGCAUUAAUACCUCUUUUCGUUUGCUUCUCAGUGAUAUCAUUUGUGUAAACAGGGACUGAAAAUCUGCCUGCUUUGGUUAUGGCACAGCUUCUGCACAGCGGCAGAAUGCCAAAGACUUCAGCACAUGCUGUGCCUCUCUCUGGGGGCAGAACUGGGCCUGUGCGAAGCAUAAUUCACUCACCCUGUAGAGUGAAUGAGUCAGCCCAGCAGUAAGGGGAGGGAGGAUGCAUUGCCAAACUACACAGCCAGGCAGCAUCCAGCCCUUGCUGAUGUCACAGCCCGUCACAGUUAAUCCAUCCACACAACCAACCAGCACGAUGCAUGCACAAAAUGAAGGACGAGCAUGAAUCUUUGUAUUUUAGGAACAAGCUGGCUUCAUACAUGCAAAACACAACAUUUGCUGAUUACUGGAAAUCAGUCUCUCUUCUACAAUCCAGCCAGGAGCUGUGCAUUCAGCUGCAUCUUUUUAAAUAAAAUCAAUCAAAACUGAAAUUCAUUUUUGAUUGAAUUCAUUCUAACUGAAUUUCAUCUAUAGAGCAUCUUAAUUUCUUUCCUCUUUGAAAUCAGCAUUAUUCGAUGUUCACCUUGCAAAGCAACUCACAAAAUUUUUGUUACGAUCUGGCUAAAUCUCACAUGCACAGAAGUGCAAGCAAACAAUGAAUGCUCUCAAGCCGCUGUUAACUGUGGCCUACGAUUUUCCAUUUCUUACUCAGCCUGCUUUUGUGAGCACAGUCUCAGUCCUUCCUUCAGCAAUGUGCGUGUUGGUUAGGGGGGAAGAGAGAGAGGCAGACAAAGCAUCAGCAGCUUCCCGUGCCAAGAAAGCUGUGCUCCUGAGGAACUGUGCUACUGUGUGCUGAUAAGAAAUCUGUUGUGGAACUACCACAGCUACUUCGUGCCUUCGGAACAGAUACGUGAAAUAAACACUGGAAGAAUGGAAAGACCACUUGAGGCUACCAGGAUGGAAAAAAACACUUCCUGCUUUCUAAUGGAAAGAAAGACUCGUGUGAAGACUAGUAGGAAAGAGAUUGUGCUAGCCAAGCUGAGGAAGAGCUGCUCCUGCUCUCCAAGGAAACUGAAGAACUUUGUCAUGGACUUCCUUCCUGUUUUACGAUGGCUUCCCAAGUACCAGUGCAAAGAGUACAUUUGGGGGGACGUUAUGUCUGGGUUAGUGAUUGGGAUCAUUCUGGUGCCCCAAGCAAUUGCGUACUCACUACUGGCAGGUCUGAAGCCCAUUUACAGUCUUUACACAUCAUUCUUUGCCAACAUCAUCUACUUCUUGAUGGGCACAUCCCGUCAUGUCUCAGUUGGCAUUUUCAGCUUGAUAAGCUUAAUGGUAGGACAAGUUGUGGACCGAGAACUCAUCUUGGCUGGGUUUGACUUGAACGAUGAUGCCCCACCAGUCUUGGGUGACGGCUCCCUGCAGAGUGACAGCCAGUCCAACACAACUGUCUUCAACCUUACCGCGGGGGGGAUGAAUGCCGAGUGUGGGAAGGAAUGCUAUGCUAUCGGCAUUGCUACAGCCUUGACAUUUGUGGCUGGAAUCUAUCAGGUUCUGAUGGGAGUCUUUCGUCUGGGUUUUGUAUCUAUGUACCUGUCUGAAUCUGUACUAGACGGCUUUGCAACUGGUGCCUCCUUAACCAUUUUAACAGCUCAAGUGAAGUAUCUGAUCGGAAUAAAAAUCCCGCGUAGCCAAGGGCACGGAAUGCUUGUAAUUACUUGGUUUAAUAUUUUCCGGAAUAUUUCUCAGGCGAACAUUUGUGAUGUCAUCACAAGUGCCAUUUGCAUUGUAGUGCUGGUCACUGCUAAAGAACUGGGAGAUCGGUACAAGCAUAAGCUGAAGUUCCCUCUACCCACAGAGCUUGUAGUUAUUGUUGUGGCAACGCUGGUGUCACAUUAUGGAAAUUUAAAUGAAGUUUAUGGAUCCAGUGUUUCUGGAGCUAUUCCAACAGGAUUUAUCGCCCCUGAGGUACCACGUUUCAACUUAAUGCUCCGUGUUGCUGUAGAUGCUUUACCUCUCGCUGUAGUCAGCUUUGUCUUCACCGUAUCCCUUUCUGAAAUGUGUGCAAAGAAAUACGCUUACACCAUCCGAGCCAAUCAGGAGAUGUUCGCUGUGGGGUUCUGCAACAUCAUUCCUUCUUUCUUCCACUCUUUCGCAACUAGUGCAGCUCUGGCAAAAACACUCGUCAAGACAUCGACAGGCUGCCAGACUCAAGUCUCUGGAGUGAUUAGUGCCAUGGUGGUUUUGCUGGUGCUGCUCUUCUUGGCACCUCUCUUCUACUCCUUACAGAAGUGUGUCCUGGCUUGUAUCAUCAUUGUCAGCCUCCGAGGAGCCCUGAGAAAAUUCCGAGAUGUGCCGGCACGGUACCACGCGAAUAAAGUGGACACAGUGGUUUGGGUUGUUACUAUGGCUGCCUCUGCCCUGGUCAGCACAGAAGUAGGGCUGUUGGUUGGUAUUGUUUUCUCCAUGAUAUGCAUCAUUGUUCGGACACAGCGGCCACGGACAGCCCUGCUUGGUCAAAUCCAAGACACCAGCUUUUAUGAGGAUGACUUAGAAUAUGAAAAUCUCUCCUCCAUUCCAAAGGUCAAAAUAUUCAGAUUUGAGGCACCGCUUUACUACGCAAACAGAAACUAUUUCCUAAAAUCUCUGUACAGAUUGACUGGUUUGGACCCUAACCUGGAAGCUGCUAGAAGGAAGAAAUAUGAGAAGAAGGAAAAGCAGCAUCUGAAAAAGGAAGAUCACACAACCGCUAAUGGACUGGGCGGCGGAGACACCACUCUGCAACUAGUUCCUAAGCAAAUCGAUUUCCAAACUCUUAUUGUAGAUUGCUCUUCCAUCUCAUUUUUGGACACCACUGGAGUAAAUACUCUAAAGGAAAUUCUGAAAGACUACAAGGAGUUAAACAUUUCUGUUCUUCUGGCUUGCUGCAAUCCCGCUGUGAUAGACUCUCUGAAAAGAGGAGGCUACUUUGGGAAAGAUUUUGGAAGUAUGCAGGAAAUGCUCUUCUAUAGUAUACACAACGCUGUGCAGUUCGCACAAGACUUCCAAAAGCUUCCAGAAGAUUGUUCUGUUUAAUCCUGUGUUUCCCCUGAUGAUACACUUCAAAAGUGACAGAUGGGGAGGGGCAGUUUGCAAUAAUUAAAUUAUCAGACAUACUGUGGUCUGUGUACAGCAACGGGCCUAGAAAUCAUUUUUUCUGAAGAGUUCUGUGGAUUGCUAGAUGCUACAUGGAACAGUCAUUGGGGAUAUAAUCCAGGACCAGGCUUGAACAGAUUGGAUUACUAUCUGCAUCUUCACUUCAAAAUGCAGGUGAUGUGAAGGUGCUGUGAAGUCAAUCUUAAGGGCACCUUGGGACUGAUUUCCUCCCUUUGUCCUCAUCAUGUGUGACCAAAUAUAUGUACCAUGAGACUGUUGUGCUGGGAUGUCUGCCUCAUUGCCAGCUGCCUCUCCCAGUGGUUAAUGGCUGGGUUUAUUAAGAGGGAUGAGCCAUCUUCAAUAAAAUGCGAUGAAUCUAUGAUCUCGGACACAUAACAGUUUAUGUGGCUUGCAAGGCCCUGCCUCUUCACUCAUUCCAGACAUGCUCCGACACAGCUCCUACUGUUUGCAUACAAAUGACAUCUAUAAAAUAUCGUGGGAUGUAUUAUGUCUCUCCUCAUCCCUUGGAUUGCAUGGACUUAAUGACACAACCUGCCACACGAGAAGAAACCACAAUUCACCACAAAUUCCUCUCAAAACCAUCUCCUCCAAAACAAACUCCUGGAGUCACCUGUAUGAUUAACUUCAAUGUGUGGUAAUUAGUUACUAAAAGUUUUGAUACCUUUGAUAAUGCAGAAAAAACAAACAUGACCCUGAUGAACAAUUUUGUUGUUACUAGUAAAAUAGGAUGUGAUUAAGAAAAAUGAAUGGCUUUGACUGACAAUCAUACAGUUACUGUAGUAGUCGUAGUACCAUCCUGUCAAAAUGCGUUGCCUCUGUUGGGCAGAUUCAACUUUAAUGCACAUAAGGAUCACUGAAUAUAAACCCCAGAACCGUGCCACACACAGCAUGACAUGUUCCCACUACAACUGCCUGCAUGGGUGCAAGGGCAGGAGAAGAAAACAGAAGAGGGUAGGGUGGGAAAGUAAGCCUGAUCUGCCAAGUAGGGGAGCGAUGCAUCAGACAAAGAUGCCAAGCUUGUCUUCUCUGAUGCAAUGCUAAUGAAGUUUUAUAGUAGCAUACCUGGGCCAAGUGAAGUGAACAAUGCUUUGCAAGCUGUCUAUCCCCAUACGCUAGAAAAAUCCCACCACUGUUUGUACAUAACACAGACUAUUUUUUCUCCCUACCAUGUUAGUCUUUGAUUAGAGGUCCAAAUACCUAUGUUUUACCGAGAUGGGUUACUUCUUAUAAUAAUUUGCAUUAACAGCUGUUCGUUCUGCAUUGUGUCAAAUGAUACCCUCGGAGUCAGUUUUCUUGUUUUAUAUGCAUGCUCUCUCUUUACAAAUACGCACACACCUAGAUUUUGACUGCAUCACUGUUGGUACUUAGUAUUCUAGCAUAUGGCAUUGGCAGAAUACCGUCUUACAUCUAAGCUCAUAAUUACCUGCAUGAAAGGUAGGUCAGGUGCCCUACCUUUCUCUUCUCAGUCAUGGCUGGUUCACACAUGGAAUAAUGCAUGGAAGGAAACUGUCACAGCUGUGCCUUGUACACUUAGCAAGCAGACUCUAGAAAUAAGUUCUGUAUAUGCUGAAGCCAUUUCUCUGCUGUGUCAUUUAAAAAAAAAAUUGCUGAGCCAACACAUCAUGUGACUUGCUUAUUUCAACUUUUCAGGUCACUGAAUGAAAGAACACUCAAACUGAGGUUCUCCAGGUGCCCCAGAGCCUUUCUGGCUCUCAAGAACAAAUAUUUCAUUAAAGGAAAAGCAAUGCAUUCCCAAAAGACAAAAUAAAAAAAUGUCUUCACAGGGAUUGAGAAUAGCACAGAAAUAGGUAAGUGACUCAGUGCUGACAUUCUUACGCGCUCAUUACAAAACAGCAUAUCAGCUGCACAGGUAGCACUGCCAGAGCAGUAAAACCUGACAGAAAUGCCUACCGAGAGAUUACAAGAUUGACCACUGGCAGCGUUUUCCUGCCAUAAAACAAUUUAAUUACAUAAUUCUUUAAAGUGCUGACUUGGUAACGACGAGCUUAUUUCUGUCAUAAAAGCAAAUGAGCAGAGCCCAAGGACAAAGUGCUGCUUUGUGUCUGGUUUUCUUUGUAACAAUUAUUUGAUCAGGGAUUAUCUCUUCAAAUGUCCUGCCAGGACCUCACAAGAGGAAGUGGGUUCACAGGAAUUACUGCUAAACAAGUAGUAUCAAUACAGACACUCUUAGGCUGUUGUGACAAAGCAUCCAUUGCUGGAAGUCAGCUUAAAUUGUUUCAGUCCAAAAACCUUUUAUCUUUAUAGGCAAAGCUACCAACUAGGAACAUAAAGGAAAAAAAAUGAAAAAAUACCUUUAACACUAGAUUGAUCUUAUUUUAAAAGAGAGGAAAAAAAAAAAAAAAAAAGAGCAACUCCUAAGGAAGGUGUGUCCUUGCAACAGCCUUUGGAGAAAAAUGAAUAGAAGCUGCCCUUGCAGUCUUUCUUAUCCAUCAGACUGAGAAAUUUACUCAAGAGUCUCUUUUUCAUCCUACUUAUUGUAGGAAAAAAAAACAAACACCAAAGGACAGUAAAGCAGAGAAACUAUUCUAUGCAUAACAGAGGGGAUGACCUUUUAGUCUUUUGCUAGAAGGACCCUAUCAACCAGGAGAAACCGUAAGAACCAUUGUCUGUUUCAGUUUCAUUGACGGAUCUGUCUCACGAUCAAGUUGUGUUGGACAACAUCAAACACAGCAGGGAAACAGCUUUCAGCCUUCUGAUGUAGGGACACUGGGAGCUUGCGAACUAUUUCUGAGUAUGCAAAAGUUAACUGAAAAACUAUACCUUCUUCUGGCAGGUUAAUGUUUGCUAUACUACGUUACACCAAGAUUACGUAUAUGACGACUGAAAAUGUUAAAAACUGCUGAUUCUCUUCUCUCCUAUUGUACCAGGAAUUAUGUACUGUGACUUGGAGAGGAGCUGGGGAUAGUCUUGUAAUUCCAAAUAGGUUAAUGUUAAUUUUGAAAUAAAAUUGUUAUAUGCCUAUUAGAAAACAUUAUAUCUAUUGUGUACAUUGACUAUAUUUUUGUCCACUGUGGUGCCUUGCAUACAUAAUGUAUCCGACAGAUUUUAGUACUGCUACACAACAAUAAAAAAGGGACCUUAACUUGGGGACAGUCUGGGUCCCAUGGAGCUGGGCAUAGAGUUGGGAGUGUUUAGCUUAAGCUCUCCUGUUGACUAGUGCAGGAUGGCCAGACUAUAUGGCCAUCAAAAUAGUUACAUUUAUUGGCACUGGUAAAUAACAACCUUGGAAUUGUCCAGUCCAUGAAAGAAACGUUGGGUUCCCCAUUACCCUGAAUCCUGUGUGGCACGACCUGGAGACAAAUGUGUGCUUUUGGUUGGAAAAUAAAACUAGCAGUUCUUUGAAAA